Messenger RNA from Rhizopus microsporus ATCC 52813, 300 nucleotides. RefSeq names its product glucocorticoid receptor-like (DNA-binding domain). Gene Ontology annotation, molecular function: structural constituent of ribosome. The transcript has a single exon. Lineage: Eukaryota; Fungi; Mucoromycota; Mucoromycetes; Mucorales; Rhizopodaceae. Gene Ontology annotation, cellular component: mitochondrial small ribosomal subunit; ribosome. Gene Ontology annotation, biological process: translation. The coding region runs from base 1 to 300 and encodes 99 amino acids. The record is from RefSeq and is a predicted model, not a curated record.
AUGAGGAGUCGAGUACUUCGUGAUAUAAAAGCUCGUCAGGCAGUGGCAGAUAAUGAAGUCGUUCGACAAGCAUUCAAGUUUAUUACUAGAAAUGAAACAUUACCUGCUAGAAUUCGUCAUCAAGCUCAACUUCAAUUGAAUGCUAUGCCAAAGAAUACUUCACCCACUUAUAUUCAUAACCGAUGUGUCGCUACUGGACAUGGCAGUGGUAUCCUUCGUGAAUUUAAACUAUGUCGAUAUCAAUUCAGAGUAAAGGCUUUGAACGGUGAGCUUCCUGGUGUGAAGAAGGCAUCAUGGUAG